Molecule: messenger RNA, 4218 nt
Organism: Owenia fusiformis
Lineage: Eukaryota; Metazoa; Annelida; Polychaeta; Sabellida; Oweniidae
Source: the annotation of a GenBank genome assembly
AGUGCCUCGGUCAAAUUUGAUCUACGGCAGCCGGCAACCGGCCGCCGUAAUGCAAAUGCGACCGAGGCUUAACCCAAAAAGACAAACCUCGUAAACCACGUGAAUGAUAUUGACUAUUCUCAAUAAUUGUUCAUUUAUAAAUCACACUUCAAAACGCCAACUUUAACCUUGGUAAAAAAUUCUUGUACAACCGCAGAGAGCUGGGGACUGAAUUUACAUUUCGAGACAACUCAACUGAUCUGUUCCAAUGCCCCGAGGCGGUCCUGGAAACCAAACUGAUGUUGGAGGACGGGCGCAAAAAAUUCAAACUAGAACAAAGAUUUGGGUCCAAUAUUUGAAUUGAAAAAUUAGGCCCAAAAUUAAGACAUUUAGUCCAGUAAUUUCAAUUGUUAUUCCUCUCAUAUCUCAUGCCCAGUUUAUGUGGAUGGGCGAGUAUGUGAGGGGGGAUGCCCGCCAUGUACAUGUAUCAUCAACAAUUUCUAUUCGUAAAUAAACUUGAUUGAAAUCGGGAUCGUCUAGACUCUUGGAUGCAUAGAAGGAGUGUUGUCCGCGCACGGGAGCCUUUCAUACUCAGGUAAGCGUUUGGCUACAUAGGCGUUCAUGUGAGUCCGUGAGGCCAUAGGCUGUAACCAUGGGCUCGAAAUAUAGAAAAUGUUAACGCUCUUCCAGGGCGUUACCAGUUGACAUCAUCAAGCAUAAGCCCCAUGUUUGACAAAUCCCCGGGAGUUUUUUUAAAUCUGUACUAAACGAAAUGAAUCAACAAAAUGGCGGAAGAAAAUGCAAAAAUCAAAAUUUAAAUUUGGACACAAUUUUGAGUAUUAUACCCGAUUAGGACACAUAAUGUGCAACAAGUAUGAAUCGAUUAUCAUCUAUCAGUAUCAUUUUAUUAAUACAUCAACUAAUCUUGCAGGUAUCUAGUUUAGGCAAUGGCUUAGUGUAUAUAGACUCUGUGGAUGGUGAUGGAGUAGGAGUCAACAAUAAUGGCUCUUACACUGUAACAAUAAACGCACCAAAUGGUGUUGUCAAGGUUUCCAUUGUGGCACUUGAUAGUGAUUCUGUCAGUCAACCAAUCCUAGGAACAGUGAGGGUAUCAUGUGAGCUAGCACCACAGACUGCUGGGUACAGCAGCACCUCCUUUACUCCAAUCAUCCUUUCAAAUGCAGCAAGACAGGGGGACGUCAAUUUUGUGGGAAAUAAUGCUGGUCGAAUGACAUCAUUACAGUGCUGGGGUGAAUCUGUCAGUCCCACAGGAGACCCUCAAUUCACCAAAUCACACUCUACCAGUCUACCAGUGGAAUUUACCAUACUACCAGCAGGCACUGUUAACUUCUGUAGUGCGAUUAUCACUGUACCUAAAGAGUUUGCCCUGUUUCAAUCAACCUUCACUCUUGAAUUCAGUGAGGAAGUGAGAGGUAAUAACGUCACUGUGAACUGUACAGUGCAAACCUCUAACAUAACAGACCAGCUGAACAUAACCAUACCUUCAUACCAAGCUAAUGUAGGAGUCUCUACAGUGCAGAUGCAAUACACCAUAGAAGAGCAUGGUAGUCCAACCUCAGUGAAAUGCACAGCUUUAUCAGACAAUAAUGGAAGACAAUUCCUCGCUGAUAAUUCUGCAGGUGACCCUGCAAUGUUUGUGUCAGCAGAGGGGGCGGUCAACCUUUACCCACAGGUCACACAGGCACAGACCACCAUUUUAAAGGCAUUUUUGGUGUUGGAAAACCCUGUAGUUGAGACAGAAGUUAACUUUAUAUGUCAGCUAACUAUGGUAAAUGAUACUACAGAAGCUCUGGACAUCGCUCUCAACCCAUUAUGUGUUACGCCCAAGACAGACCGUGUUACAGCAAGUCUUCCAACUGGAACCACAAGUUCUCCCAUAGGGAAUUCAACCCAAAUACCAUACAGCUGGGCUCUUAAAAAGACUGAAAUCAAGUUCAAGCCUGAGACGCGUGACUUGUUUCAUACGAUUGAGAUAGAGAGGAGUGACGUCCCUGAAGAAUGGACUCGUGAGCUUGUAGUUGUCACAUGUUGUGCCCCAUCUGAUAGCAACAAUCACCCUAGAUACACAAAUGUCUCUACAGCUCUGUUGUUAGUGGCUUACAUGGAUCCUGUGCUACCUGUCAACUGGACGAAUGCACCUUAUGUUACUGGUGUAUCUGGUGAGAGUGUAGUGCCAAACCCAGCCUGGGUGAGAGUCUCCCCCUGUCCUUGUGACAUCACAGUGUCCCUGUGUGACAUAGGCUGCUGUUGUGACCAGGAUUGUACAGAGUCUGAAAAAUCUGCAUUCACUUGCUUGGAUGGAAUAAAAGGAGGCGCCACUAGUGAUGGACCUAUAUCACAAAGCUGUCUGGCCCCUCGUAUAGACAACUGGUCAUCAGUGAUGUGUAUCGAGACUGCAAAUUCUGCGCAUUUAGGUUAUUUCUAUGAUACACCAUCAAAGGUCUCUUCCCUUCAAGCUUACACAUUGAUGGCACAAAUGGGGAAAGAUAGCUACACUUACCAAGAAACUGGUAAACGGUCAACAGAAGAGAAUUUGCCAGGUACAGACAGGAUAGGAUACAAACAAGGAAUCAUGCUUAAAACAAGAGUGCUUGGUGAGCCCGGUGGCAGUUCAACCUUCACAGGUUAUCUAACCCAGCCACAGGAAACUGCAGAUGGAUGUUUACAGACUGCUCCAAUUCACUAUCUAAUGGACACAGAGUCCAGGUGUUCCUACAAGGUGAAUGCUGACUUGUGUAAGGAGGACUCUGUAUUAAGUGCAGCUAUGUACAUACAAAGUAGCACCCAGUCUCAACCACCUUGCCCUAGAUCUCCAGCCUUAUUGGCUCAACAUGGGGGCUCCAAGUUGGCACUCACAACAACUCACUAUCUAUGUGCUGAGGAUUACACAGCAUUUGUUAAAUCAACUGAAAAUAUUGAAGAUAUGUUAAAGCCAAAUAAGGCAUCAUUGUUCGUUUUGGAUUUAGCACCUGGAUGUGCUAUAGACUCCGAAGGGAGCACUUCUUGUGAGAAUGGCACUGAAUUUGUACCAAUAGGAGACAGUUUUGUCAAUGAAACCCAGUAUGCGCGAUGCACAUGGGACGACAGCUUUACAGCUCCACCAUUGCCAAUCUACAAUGCUACGACAAAUAUGUGUCAUAAUGCGGUUGUUGACGUUACUUAUGACAUCAUCUGGGCGGGAUUGGAAAUCCUCCAAUUAAACGCUACAAUUAUUCUUGCUGAUCUUCCCACAGUUAUCACUAAUGAAAUCAACACAACUGUACGAUAUACAAAUGAGUUCAAUGUAACAGACCCUGUUUCAAAUGAGACAACGGUAGAUCGUGUAGAAAGUUCUUACACCAAGACAACCAUUGUGGAGCUACCUGUAGUUGUAACACAGCCAAUGAAGACAAGGUUCUUACACAAUUUCUCUUCAAACCAAACAACAGAAAGUGACAUACAAAAUGAUGUAACAGCAAGAUCUGGAAGUCCUGGUUAUUUGCUUGGCAAACCACUGCUGAGUAGCGUUGGAAUGCCAUUUGGAAGUACAGUGGAAAAUGUGACCAGUUAUAACACUGAUUUAGCUUACCAGCUAGCUUUAUGGAACACAGAUGGCAGCGGACUCUGUGUUCAAGCUAAGAAACGUGGAUUGAAGUUUGGUGAAGACGCACAAAGUGGAUGUCUACUCAGAUUGAAUUAUUCUCUCCUAAAUGACUGUGAUAACCUAAGACGCACUGUGUUAAAUCGUCAACUAGCCAUUAUGCCGUCUGAGUAUGUGCGCAAAUUUGGUGACCCUGACCUUGACAGUUCCAUUGACUGGCUAUCAAUUGUCAGGGAACCAUUUUUUAUCAAUAACACAGAGGACAUAGCUGAAACCAACCUUGCAUUAAACAUCACAUCUGGUUUAAACAGCACAUCUGCACCUGAGUCCAACAGCAGUAUAAGCAACAAGAGCACCAAUGAUGAAGUAUUUCAACAGCUGCAAGGAGUAUGUGCAGAUGUUCCUGCUACCAUUUACUUACAGAUAUUCUAUGCAGUGACUGGGGAACUCUAUGGGGAGGAUGUGCACCAGAUCACAGGAGCUUACAUCAAAUUCGAGCCAACCACUUGGAGCCUUGGGUGCUCUGGGGUAACAUCCACCAUGUGCAGUAUUGAUAGUGAUCUUGUGCAAAGCUUUACAGUGAAUAGUGUCGUUAAGUUUAUCAAAGUUCCAGCCAGGGAGCCAGACCCUGUCACCAG